GUGGCACAGAUUUAUUUGCGCAAUGAAGAAUAAAAGGUUAUCAUUGCGAUAUCGUUAUAACAAACAAGUCACGGCUAAGCAGGCAGUUAUCAAGCUGUGUUAGAGACCAUAAGUUAACUUACAAUUAAAAUAUAAUUAGAUCUAAUUCGUUUCAACGAUGGACAUUUUUACUACUACCGCGUUGCUCGCGUGUCUAUGCAUAGUAGAAAGUGCUGAUAAUAGUGACAGAACCAUCACAGGAAUCGACCAAAGAGAAGUGUGUAAAAUAAAAAAAUCGUGUGUAAAUUGUUUACGCUUGGUACAUUGCUCCUGGUGCCAAGAAGAGGAAACGUGUUUCUCAAGGGAGUUAGAGCCUGAAAAAUGCAGCGAGACAUUCAGCGAGCCAAAUGAAUAUACGGAUUACGGAUUUAGUCUGCAAGAAAACGCAAUUUGUAGUUGCAAGCAGGAAACAGAUGUAGGCCAAGAAGAGAACUGCCUCCCAGAAGGGGCGGACGAAUACACAACGCCGCCGUGCAGCGGCCGCGGCGCGUGCGUGUGCGGCCGUUGCGUCUGCGAGACCUAUGAAAAUUCCACUAAGAUCGUUAUGGGCGAUUAUUGUGAAUUCGACAACUUCUCCUGUGACGGCCCGGACUGCAACGAAGGUCCUUAUUCUCUUGCGCAAGACAACGACAAUGAAGAAUAGUACCUAAUCUUAAUACUUA
Molecule: messenger RNA, 701 nt
Organism: Cydia amplana
Lineage: Eukaryota; Metazoa; Arthropoda; Insecta; Lepidoptera; Tortricidae
Product: integrin beta-1-like
Exons: 3
Coding region: 158-682 (174 amino acids)
Biological process (GO): cell-matrix adhesion; cell migration; cell adhesion mediated by integrin
Cellular component (GO): cell surface; integrin complex; focal adhesion
Molecular function (GO): integrin binding
Source: RefSeq, a predicted model, not a curated record